Messenger RNA from Dioscorea cayenensis subsp. rotundata (Guinea yam), 1020 nucleotides. RefSeq lists its product as uncharacterized. Lineage: Eukaryota; Viridiplantae; Streptophyta; Magnoliopsida; Dioscoreales; Dioscoreaceae. The record is from RefSeq and is a predicted model, not a curated record. The coding region runs from base 1 to 1020 and encodes 339 amino acids. The transcript is spliced from 3 exons.
AUGGCUUCUUACAAUGAUCAAGUUAAUAAAGUUGUAUUGGAACAUGCUCCAAAAUCAGCUAAGUAUGUUUCACAUUUAAUUCAAAAGGAGAUUUUGCAUAUUCUCGCAAAUAAGGUGUGGAACAAGAUUCGAGAAGAUAUUAGAGAGUCAAAAUUUUAUAUUAUUGUUAAUGAGGCACAUGAUGAAUCCAAGAAAGAACAAAUGGCUCUUAUAUUGAGAUUUGUUGAUGAAAGUGGUAUUAUUAGAGAGUGCUUCUUUGAUAUUUCUGAUGUUAAGGAUACAUCUGCAUUAGCUCUUAAGAAUAACAUAUGUUCUAUUCUUUCUCGUCAUACCUUUGGUGUUCAAAACAUUCGUGGUCAAGGUUACGAUGGAGCUAGCAACAUGCGUGGAGAGUGGAAAGGAUUGCAAGCAUUAUUUCUGAAUGACUAUCCUUCUGCUUAUUAUGUGCAAUGUUUAGCUCAUCGACUACAAUUGGCUCUAGUUGUUGCAUCAAGAGAGGUACAUUCUAUUCAUGAGUUUUUCAAUAAUUUGAGUUUCAUUAUAAAUUCUGUUGAUGCUUUAUGUAAAUGUUGUGAAGAAUUGCAAAUUGCCCAAGCAACUAAAAUUGCAAGCAUGCUAACUAGUGAUGAGGUUGUGACUGGGAAAGAUUUAAGUUCUCAGUUUGGUGAACGUCGACGCCAACACCAACAAAGUCAAAUCAUGAUAGAGCAUCACUAUCAUUUUGACAUAUUUAAUGAGGUCAUUGAUUUUCAGUUGCAGAAGCUAAAUAGUAGAUUAAAUGUGCAAGCCAUGGAUCUUUUGACACUUAGCAGGAUCCGAGGGAAAUUUUCUGCAACAACUAGUGAGCGAGUAUUUUCAGCUAUGAAGAUCAUCAAAACAAGGCUACGAAACAAGAUCGAAUAUGGCUUUCUUGUAGAUAAUUUAGUUGUCAACAUCAAAAGAGAAAUUGUAGAGACAUUUAGUUCAUAUUCAAAGCUUGAAGAUUUUGUGAUGUUAAAAGAAUGGCACUCACAAUUUUAG